Messenger RNA from Vigna angularis (adzuki bean), 982 nucleotides. RefSeq lists its product as uncharacterized. The transcript has a single exon. NCBI's taxonomy places the organism in Eukaryota, Viridiplantae, Streptophyta, Magnoliopsida, Fabales, Fabaceae. The record is from RefSeq and is a predicted model, not a curated record. Bases 50 to 814 code for a protein of 254 amino acids.
UACAUGGAGAGAACAUGAUAAAGAUAGUGAUAAACAUUUCAGAGGCAAUAUGCAAGGAAAUAAGAGUGUUGUGAGGCUCAAAUCUACCCGUUUUCCGUUGGAAGUCAACACCAAAACACUGAAAUACAACGCCCAGGAUGGAACCACCGGGUUCUCUUCGGAAACCACAUACUCCCUCGGUGACACCGUCGUAACUAUCAACAUAACCCAAGAGAUUUGCUCCGGUCGUGUAAAAACCGUGUACGUCGACAUCUCCGAGGACACUGGUAAGGGUUCUUUCGCUAAACUGAGCAUGCGAGUCACGAGAAACAAGAGGUACGGCAUUUUAUGCAAUUACAUGAACACCUUAUUCGGGGGAUCCUAUAAUUCGGUUAAGGAGAAUUACUGUGCGCCACCAUUACCGGAGAGAGAAAUGGUUCAUUAUAUUUGCGGUGAAAAUGGUUGCGGAGGAUGUUUCACUCUGGAGAAGAAGAAGGAGGAGUAUGGUACGGUAGUAAGAGUGCAGGCGACGCACGAUUUCAUGGUUGGCGAAGAAACCAUGCACAUGAAAGUGAAAAUAAAGAAUGACGAUAAAGGAAGAGAAGAAGAAGGGUUGAAUGUUGAAGUGGAAGGACCGGUGAAGCUUACAAAGGAUUAUGUGAACCAUGUGGUUUCGGGAAUGAGGAAGAAGAUGCUAAGUGCGAUUGAGACAAGUACGGUUUCACUUGCUAAAAACGGCACCGUUCAAGAUUCGUCUAAGGAUGGUGGCCGAGAAAUUGACAGUCGUGUAAAAUUGACAAUGUCUCGCGUAAGGAGUUAUGAACCCAAACCAUGACUUGUCAUUAGAUCAGUGUUACUUUUUAAACUUUUAAAUAAUUUCUAAAUACCGUGUGGAGAUAUUUAGAAAAAAAUAAAAUUAUGAUAUAGAAAAAAAUAUAACGGUGUCAACUAUUUAUAGAAUUAUAUUUUUAUCAAUGAGAAAAUAAAAUUAAAAUUUAAAACA